Physella acuta is the source of this 1439-nucleotide messenger RNA. Its product is annotated as transcriptional regulator ERG homolog. Gene Ontology annotation, cellular component: nucleus. Gene Ontology annotation, molecular function: sequence-specific DNA binding; DNA-binding transcription factor activity, RNA polymerase II-specific. The record is from RefSeq and is a predicted model, not a curated record. Gene Ontology annotation, biological process: cell differentiation; regulation of transcription by RNA polymerase II. NCBI's taxonomy places the organism in Eukaryota, Metazoa, Mollusca, Gastropoda, Physidae.
UAGUGUUCCUCAAAAUCACGUUUUCUAACAUAUACUGCCAUUCACUACAUAUACUAUUUGUUCCUUGUCUUUGUGUACAAGCGAAGUUCCAAAACUUUGGAUUGUUUAACCGUGAGUUGGGACGUUGAAAUCAUUGAGCGAUUGAACUGAAGAUUUUCCGUGUGAAUAGAGUAGGUAGCUGUGGCUCAUCAGUAUAGCAGGUAGCUGUAACAUAUCAGUAGAGUAGGUAGCUGUGACCACCUAAGGCUACACCAUGCAGGGACUGAUGCAGCCUGAUUACUACAGGGCCUGUAGCACCUUUUCCUCGCUACCUGGCAUGAUGUUUCCAGACUCAGCUUACAGCAAAAAUGCCUGGUCGCCCCAGCCCAGUCCUCAGACUCAAGACUCCGCCUUCCCCAAGCUGUCUUUGCCCGGGGGACCCCCACCCGUACCCAAACCGUACUCACCUUCCUUCUCGAGCGUGGGUAAAUCAGGACUGGACACUGGCAUGCACGGUGCCCAGUGGCGUGCCUCGCAGAGUUACACCAAUCCGCUGGCCCCGCUACCUAAAAGCCCUCUAGACAGUAGCCACACCCCUUGGAGACCCCAAGGCUCUGGACAGAUCCAACUCUGGCAGUUCCUUCUGGAGCUUCUCUCCGACUCGGCCAACGCCGCCUGCAUCACGUGGGAGGGCACCAACGGCGAGUUCAAGCUGGUGGACCCUGACGAGGUGGCCAGGAGGUGGGGGGAGAGAAAAUCUAAGCCCAACAUGAACUACGACAAGCUGAGCCGGGCGCUCAGGUACUACUACGACAAGAACAUCAUGACCAAGGUCCACGGCAAGAGAUACGCCUACAAGUUCGACUUCGCCGGACUGGCCCAGGCUAUGCAGCCUUCAACGGCCGACCCGUCGGCAUACAAGUACCAGCAAGACUUUCUCAUGUCGUCUUACCAGUACCAUCACCACCACCAUCACCAUCCGCACAACCAGAAACUCAACUACCUGAACCCACAUUCCCCCAUCUCCAACUCCGCGCCGCCCAGUCUAUUCCCGCCCCACACGGGCUACUGGCCGGGCAGUCCCGGGUCCAACCUGUACCACAACCACCCCAUGCCCACACACCACGGCCACAUGGCGCCGCCCCUGGGGCCGUACUACCACUACGACCGGUGGGAGGCUUGACAAAGAGCUGCCACCACCAGCCCGGCCGCCUCGUCGAGAAACUUCUAGUCUCUCUUCCCUUUGCGGGAUAACACUAUCAAAAUACCAAAACUCAACCUUUAUCGAGAGGAAACAUUCGCACAAUUACCGCAACAAUCUUUGUGUUGCCAAGACUUUCAGAUUUCGCAACACUGGUACUUUACGGUGAAAACCAAAUAGCCAAAUAUUCACGAAGACCUACACGUAUGUAUUACAUGUACCGUAACAUGAAAUGUUAUAACAGGUAACAAUAGUUGUG